Molecule: messenger RNA, 3137 nt
Organism: Exaiptasia diaphana
Lineage: Eukaryota; Metazoa; Cnidaria; Anthozoa; Actiniaria; Aiptasiidae
Product: SAM and SH3 domain-containing protein 1
Molecular function (GO): protein binding
Source: RefSeq, a predicted model, not a curated record
AGGCUGAGAUGCAAGAGACGUGACAAUAUGAAUGUAAAAAUAUCCCAUUUUAUUGAGGUCUGAGUGGAACAAGAAUGGCGAAAGCACUCCCAGUAGAUGCGGAGAUACUUUAAGUAUGGCAGUAACUCACUUAAAACCGUAAGAGGAUUUACAAAUAGCAAAUUAUGAGUAGCACUGUCGAAGAUUGGCUUCGGUCGUUGGGACUUAUUCAAUACACACAGGCCUUUCUCGAUAAUGGCUACGAUGAAUUGGACAUUUGUAAAGAAAUGGGCGAAGAGGAUUUGGAUGCGAUUGGUGUUAGGAAUACUAGAGAUCGUGUGGAUAUUCUAAGUGCCGUGAAUCGUUUAAAACAGAGCGGUACAGCAGUCUACUUCGUGCUCGAAGAUAGCACACAACAACCUACACCCAAUAGUAAUGCCCAGGCCCGGGAAAAGAUCCUUCCCCUAAAACUUAAAAUGUUUCUUCAUGACACGCUUGAAGAGGACAAUAUUAAGCUUAGUGACUACCCAUAUACUCUUUCGAGUGGUCUACGUGGUAACCUAGAGACCCUUGUCACGCUGUAUGCUGAUAAGUUUUAUACCUAUGAGGAUGAUGUAUUUGAAGCUUUGGAAAGCAUCCGUGUACGUCAAGUGGGAGAGAUGCAAGAACAGUUGCGACGGGGCCCAGAGGUUGUUGAAUCCCCCAGUCCCAUUGUUGAAAGCAAGCCUAAAAAACAACAUCAAAGGAGUCACACAACCCCUUUACAACCUGUUGCUAAAGAGCCUAGUGGUUGGAAUACAAUACCAUCAUCAAUGAAGAUGAAAGAAUCACAUCAUAAAAUUCAGGUUGUUGAUCCGGCUGAUUAUCUCGAUGUUGAUACCCAGUCUUCCCCGCACAAGAAAGUCAAAAGGAGAAGACCGGUAGAAAGAAACUCCAAGCUAUCAAGAAGUCUUGAUUCAUUGAAGGAACUUCAUGUCAACCAGGAUAUUAAAACUAAGGCAGAUAAAGACACAUCUACAAACAAGUCCAAGCAGUCGUCCAUUUUCGGGAUAUUUAGAAGUAGUAAAAGAAAAACUGCCUCACUGGAYGAGAAGUCUUCCGACACUAAAUCUGUCAGUAGCGUUAAAUCUGCCUCGGAAAGCUCAGCWAGUAGUGUCAUGAUGAGCGAGGAGGAUAGAGUAGCUUUAAUGYUGAUGGUGAAGAAUGGAGAAUUGACAGUCGAAGAAGCUGUACAGCAGAUAGAAAGUUUCGAAAAAGAACACAGAAAAGUACAGACAUCACUAAGACAAGAAACAAGAACAAGCAGUUCUUGUAGCGAAGAAGACUCGCCCAAAGGACAACACAAACUGAAACGAGGCCUUUUUGGUCGAAGUACAAAAAAGAAGACACCGAGCAGGCCUGGGUCUGAAAUUGCGGCUUGUGAUAUGACAAUGAGUGAAGAAGAUAGAAUUAAUUUAAUGAAGGCAGUGCGAGACCACGAGAUAACAGUAGACGACGCGGUCAAGAAGCUCUACAGCUUUGAAGAGAGCUCCAAUGUACCAAAGCCCAAGUCGGUCAAGCCUAAGUAUUCCCCGAAGUCUCCGCAUACUUUCUCAAGAAUCAGCAUCAAACGUGUAUCGGCAGCAUUCACAUCAGGCCGAGGUACUUCCAAGGAUGAGCCAAAUUCUGUAUUUUAUGCUCCAUCAGAAGGCGUAGCCAACACAAGCUCAGAAGAUGAUAGUGCGCAUGUGCCUUCCGACUCAUCACCAGAUCCCUCUCCUGCUGGACAUAGAAAGCCUGCAAACGAGGUUAUACGAAGUAUUCAGCAAAAUCAGAUUCAUUCCACGUCGUCAUUGCAUAGUUCGUCGAGUAGUUCAGACGCGGUCGAUAGACUGGGUAAUACUGAAGACUCGCGGAGCCCUGUUAAACAGGGUGCUGUGGUCGACGAAAUGAAAACUAUCUUUUCGAAAAAAGGUUCUCUCGAACGUGAAGAUCAAUAUCCAUCCAAAACCAGCUCUCUGCCAAGAAAUGGAAGUAGGGCUAAAGUCGCAUCGUUAAACCGAAAAGGCUCGUUACCACUUACUAAACCACCCCCACCCCCUCCGUCUCGGAAAACUCCUGUCCCUCCCCCUCGUACUUUACAAAAGCAAGCCACCGAACCAGUUCUUAAAAUUUCGGGAAUUGUUACAGACAUUUCAAACUCAAUAACUGAGUUACCAGAACUUGAAGGGAAAGUACCAAUAGUUCCACCAAGAAAGAAAGAUGAAGAUUUUAAAAAUGAACUUGAAGAGAAACUUUCUUGUCAGCAACCUUCAACUUUGCCAGUAGAGCAAGAUCAACAUAGGAAGACUUUUGAUAAUGAACAUUCGAAGGGUUCUCCUUCACAGACUGUAAAUACUAGGAAUAUUUCAAAUAGGGAUUCUUUGGAGGAUGACGUAUUUCCGCCUCUUCCACCGGAAGUUGUUUUAAAAGAAGUUCGCGAGGAAAAAGAAAGAAAAAGAAUUGUUCUAAAGCCGCCAAGACCUUCUUUGAGACCUCCAAAAAAAGUUGUUGAACAAAAUACUAAGGAAAAGACUAUAAAGGAAGAUGAUCUUCCUUCAGAAACUGACGCAGUACCUCCCCCUGCGGAAAACUCUAGCCAAUCAAUUAAUAUCGUAGCAGCAAAACCACUUCCAAUAGUCCCCACUGCUGCGAAACCCACUCCAGUACCACCCCCUGCUGYACCAUCCCCUCCUGCAAAACCUUUCUCAGUGCCUCACUCUUCGUCUAAGCCUAAUGAUUUGCCUCCACCUUCAAUAAAACCUAAACCAGUUGUCAAAAAGAARCCAAAGCUGCCACCUAAACCGCCAACUAAACCAGGCUCAUCUUUAAAGUAUGAGGAACCAGAUGAAUGUGGCGCUGAGGUGUCCCAAGACCAAGCCUCUUCAUUAGAUGUUCCUGAAUCUCGGGUGCCGCGUAAAAGACCCUCGCAUUCCCUGUCAGACUURAUUGAACGGCGUUURCGUAUCGAACAAAUUGAUCUCACCGAGAGACCUUAUUCUUCUGUGGUUGGAAAGUGGGGUAUUCCAAUCAAUCUUGUUGAUAGAUAUACCGAGGAAAUGCGAAGAUCGCAGAAAGAGGUUGUUGAGGUUUUAGAUAGAAUACGGUGUUUUAAGCUUAAAGAUAAAGGCCGUAAUGCG